Rhinocladiella mackenziei CBS 650.93 is the source of this 840-nucleotide messenger RNA. RefSeq lists its product as uncharacterized. The coding region runs from base 1 to 840 and encodes 279 amino acids. The transcript has 3 exons. The record is from RefSeq and is a predicted model, not a curated record. Lineage: Eukaryota; Fungi; Ascomycota; Eurotiomycetes; Chaetothyriales; Herpotrichiellaceae.
AUGCUCUUUUUCGGAAAAUCGCUAGCCGGCGCUGGUUACGUCGUGCUCAACGUCAUCCGAGUCAUGAACAUAAUAUCUCUCCUCACUGUGAUUGCUGGAAGCUCAGUCAUGCUGGUCAAGACUUUUGUCGUAUCCCACUUCUUCUUCUUCUUCGAUGCCUGCGAACAUGUCAUCCGAGUCAUCCUAAGCGGCUUCCUCGUUCUCACCGAACUUCCACUUUUCAAAUCUUACAUCGCUCGAAACUGGCCCCUGUUCAGUGCGCGAGCCAGCUUUGUCAUGCUAGGAGUGGCCAUGAUAUGCCUCGGAAAUAGCAUGCUGGGGAAUCUCAACAAACAAGCAACGAGUCAAAAGAAUCUAGGCUUACCAUUUUGGCGUCUGGUCAUUGCUUCAGGGAUUAUCGUCUUGGUUAUGGGCCCAAUCAACAUCUUAGCAAGCUAUGUUUUCAGAGACACCAAGGCCCAUCUCACAGCUCGACAAGUCCGAUCUCAUGGUGCUGUCGCAUCGCACAAAGCAGACGUCGAAGCUUCAACACCCAAACCGCCAAGCCGUCGCAGUCACUACCGAUCAUUCUUCCUCGGCAGCAAACGUGAUUCCCUCCCUUCAUACUACUCUCGUAAGAACACCGACCGCAGUGACAUGACACAGACACCCAAGGUGCAUAUGGCCAUCUCUAGGCCAUUCCCACAAGACCAAUCUUUGGCACGAACCGCACAAAGUCCAGGGGCAUCAAGCUCCAAGUACAGCCAAAGCCCUAAGAGCGAACGAUACGCCAUGAGUCCUGAACUCAGCAGGCCAGAUUUGGCACAUCAUCCUGCCAUGACACAGGGACAUGCUCUUUGA